This is a messenger RNA of Alosa alosa (allis shad), 953 nucleotides long. RefSeq names its product overexpressed in colon carcinoma 1 protein homolog. The coding region runs from base 335 to 523 and encodes 62 amino acids. Lineage: Eukaryota; Metazoa; Chordata; Actinopteri; Clupeiformes; Clupeidae. The record is from RefSeq and is a predicted model, not a curated record. The transcript is spliced from 6 exons.
CUGCUGCUGCUGCUGCUGCUCUGUCCUCAGUCUGUGUGCUGCUGCAGAGGGACGCUGACCGCGCGCACGCUGGAGAGUGAGAGGCAGAACAGGGGCAACAACAGAGAGUGAGAGGCAGAACAGGGGCAACAACAGAGAGUUCGUCUCAGCCUUCUGCCCCUUCUCUCUCCCUCUUCCUCUCCUUCACUCUGUCUGUCCGUCUUGUCUCCACUCUGUCUUCGUUGCCCUGAGCUCUUCUCUCUCUCUCUCUCUCUCUCUCUCUCUUUCCUCUCAUUUCUUCUCUUCCUUCCUUCUUCUUUGUUACUCUUCGCCAGCUGCUGAGCAUCGAUGCAAAAUGGGUUGUGGGAACUCCUCAGCAGCCAGCACAUCAGGAGGAGGGCCGGCAGAAGCUUCUAAAGAUGUGACGGAAGACCUCUCACCAGAUGAUGAGAAAAGAAGGAAUUAUGGUGGGGUUUAUGUAGGUCUUCCAGCAGAUUUGACCGCAGUUGCAUCAAGUCAGUCCAAGAACACACACAAAGAUUAACAGAAAAGAAUAAUCAGAUGUGACACAGAUGCUCUAUUGUGUACGCACAAGGCUGUCCUCUAAUAUGGUCCAUUUGGGGUGUUCUGGCCUCCGCUGGGUCGAGCCACCCAGAGUCUUCAGGCUCCUGGCCAUGAGGGCUCCCCAGGGGUCCGUAGUGUGUGGAGGAGCACUGUGCCAUGCAGGGAUGCCUCUGUGUGACGCCAUAUUUACACAAACUUGGGCAGUGGCAAGGGCAUCAAGACUCUGGAUGGGGCCAGACUAUCAGAGUCCCCCACUAGCCAAUCAUCUCCCUCUCAGGACAGGACCUGCUACAUGACUUUCUCCUUUUAUUUGAUGGACCAACAUAUUCAACCAGGAAUGAUCAGGUCUGCAAUAAUGGAAACAAAAACACUACACACCUUGCAUUGCUUCAGGAUACUGCUGGAUAUGG